Ictalurus punctatus (channel catfish) is the source of this 5075-nucleotide messenger RNA. RefSeq names its product procollagen-proline, 2-oxoglutarate 4-dioxygenase (proline 4-hydroxylase), alpha polypeptide 2 (gene p4ha2). The transcript is spliced from 16 exons. The coding region runs from base 457 to 2130 and encodes 557 amino acids. Gene Ontology annotation, molecular function: protein binding; iron ion binding; procollagen-proline 4-dioxygenase activity. Gene Ontology annotation, cellular component: endoplasmic reticulum. The record is from RefSeq and is a predicted model, not a curated record. Gene Ontology annotation, biological process: peptidyl-proline hydroxylation to 4-hydroxy-L-proline. NCBI's taxonomy places the organism in Eukaryota, Metazoa, Chordata, Actinopteri, Siluriformes, Ictaluridae.
AUUGGAUUGCAGCUAUACGUUCUGGACAUUGUAACCUUAACCGUAGUUGAAUUAUUUAGCGACACACUGUGUCCGCUGUCGCGACAUACGUGUUACCACAUCCAGUACAUAGUGGAUCUAAUCCAAUACGUCAUCGCGCUACAGGCUGCAAGUGAGGAAGUCUUGGAAAAAAGUGGGGGGACCAGUACGUGGCAGUUGACUUACUGCUGUUCCGAAACGUAGAUGAAGGAUUUUUGAAUACAAGAUUUCAAGAGGUUUUCUGCAUCUUUAUUAAAAUUUCCUUUGCUGUAUGCUUUGGAUCAUUGUCCUGCUGGAAUGUCCACCCACAUCUCAUCUUCAUCAUCCUGGUGGAGGAUGGUAGCAGAUUCUUCUCAAGAAUCUCCUGGUUUUCUAUGGGUUUCAAGUCAAGGGACCGUGAGAGGACCGUGAUUUUUUUGAAGUGUGCAUCAGAGAGACAUGCAAUUUUUGGUGAUGACGGUUUGGUCUGUGUGCUGGCUCUGUUGCAAAGUACAGGCAGAGAUCUUCACAUCAAUUGGCCAAAUGACAGACUUGAUCUUUGCAGAGAGGGAUUUGGUUCACUCCCUGAAGGAAUACAUCAAAGCAGAGGAGUCCAAGCUUGAUGCUGUGAAAAGCUGGGCAAACAGGCUGGAUGUGCUAACUCUUGCAUCAACUACUGAUCCUGAAGGGUUUUUGGCUCAUCCAGUGAAUGCUUACAAGCUGAUGAAGAGACUUAACACAGAAUGGUCUGAGCUAGAAAGUCUGGUGCUACAGGACUCUUCAGAUGAUUUCAUCGCAAACAUUUCUGUGCACAAGCAGUUUUUUCCAGAUGAGGAGGACCAAAAGGGUGCAGCAAAAGCUCUGAUGCGUCUCCAGGAUACAUAUCACCUAGACUCUGAGAGCUUCUCCAAAGGCAGACUGCCAGGGGUGCGCUACAACGCUUUUCUUACUGUAGAUGACUGUUUUGACAUGGGAAAGACAGCGUACAAUGAGAAUGACUACUACCAUGCAGUGCUGUGGAUGCAACAGGCCCUCCGACAGAUCGAUGCUGGUGAGGAUACCGAAACAUCCAAGUCAGACAUCUUGGACUACCUGAGUUACUCUGUCUAUCAGAUGGGAGAUGUUCCACGAGCCAUCGAACUCACCCGACGCCUUCUCUCCAUUGAUCCAAGCCACCAGAGAGCAGGAGGAAAUCUGCACUACUUUGAACAGAUACUUUCCAAUGAGCUAAGAGACAUGGACCAGACCAAAAAGGAGCACAGUGAAGAGACAUCCAUUCAGCUGGUAACUUAUGAGCGCCCAAAAGAUUAUUUACCUGAGAGAGACAUCUAUGAGGCCCUGUGUAGAGGAGAGGGGGUCAAAAUGACUCAACAGAGACGUAGCAAGUUGUUCUGCCGCUAUCAGAAUGGGAACAGGAAUCCACGUCUUCUGCUCAAGCCUAUGAAGGAAGAGGAUGAAUGGGACAGUCCGCACAUUGUCCGCUAUCUGGAAAUGCUGUCUGAUGAAGAGAUUGAGAAGAUCAAAGAGCUCGCCAAACCUAGGCUUGCGAGAGCAACUGUGCGAGAUCCAAAAACAGGUGUACUGACAACAGCACAUUACAGGGUGUCCAAGAGUGCAUGGUUGGAAGAAUAUGAAGACCCAGUCAUUGCACAUGUCAAUCAGAGAAUAGAAGACGUUACUGGUCUAACAGUGGAUACUGCCGAACUUCUCCAGGUUGCAAACUAUGGGGUUGGAGGUCAAUAUGAGCCACAUUAUGACUUCUCAAGGCGUCCUUUUGAUAGCAACCUGAAGGUUGAUGGAAAUAGGCUUGCCACCUUUCUUAACUACAAAGAUGAGACCGAGGCUUUCAAAUCUUUAGGCACAGGAAAUCGUGUGGCUACUUUUUUAAAUUAUGGUCACGGGAAAUCUGGAGCCUAUCCCAGGGAGCAUCGGGCACAAGGCGGGGUACACCCUGGACAGGGUGCCAAUCCAUUGCAGGGCACACAAUCACAUACACAUUCACACACCAAUCAGCCUACCACGGCUGUCUUUGGACUGCAGCAUGGAGAACAUGCAGGGCUAUGGUGGGAAUCGAACCCCCAACCCUGGAGGUGUGAGGCGGACGUGCUAACCACUAAGCCACCCUGCGCUUAAUAUAAAUAAAAAUCAAAACAAUCAGAGAGAUAGGAAAAACAUUAGGUGUGGCCAAAUCAACUAUUUGGUGCAUUCUUAAAAAGAAGAAGCCCAGGUGAGCCCAGGAACAUGCUCAGGCAUGAAAGACCACAGAAAAUAUCUGUGGUGAAUGAAAGAAUAAUUAUUUCUCUGGUGAAGAUAAACUCUUUCACAACAGUUCGCCCCUAAACAGGAAGACCAGAUCAGAGCUUGGCAAAAUAAAUAAAUAAAUAAAUAAAAACAAAAAACAACCUUUUAAAACAAUACAAUGCUGGAACAACAGUGUAUGGAUGGAUGGCACAAAGAGCAACUUGUACCAGAAUGAUGGGAAGAGAGGAAUAUGGAGAAUGGAAGGAACUGCUUAUGAUCUGAAACAUACCGCCAUAUAUGGCAUUUGCAUGCAUGCACUGGAACUGGUUCCCUUGUAUUUAUUGAUGAUGUGACUGCUGACAUGAAUGAUAUGAAAGUGUAUAGGGCUAUAUUAUCUGCUAAGAUUUAGCCAAAUGCUUCAAAACUCAUUAGACAAUGCUUCAGAGUGCAGAUGGCCAAUGACAUGAAGCAUACUUCAGAAGCAACCCAGGACGGGUAAAGAAGUAUUGCAGUGGUCAAUUCAGUCACCUGAUCUGUGUCCAAUUGAGCAUGUGUUUCACUUGCUGAAGGCAAAAUCAAAGGCAAACAAAAAUAACAAGCAGGAACUGAAAACAGCUGCAGUAAAGACUUUGCAGAGCAUCACCAUGGAAGAAUCCCAGCUUCUGGUGAUGUCUGUGAGUUCAAGACGAAGGAUUUACAACCAAGUAUUAAAAAUAAUUUAAUUUAUGAUUGUUAGUUUAUCUGAUUACUUUUGUCCAGUCCCUUAAAAGGGAGGACUACAUAUAAAAAUUGCUGUAAUUCCUACGCUGUUCACCUGAAGGUCUGCACUUGCAUAAUAUAAAUUAUUUUAGCUCCAAUAUAAAGGGAAAAAAAAUGGUUAAUAUCCUAAUAUUUAUGGACUUCACAUAUACUGUGGAUAUAAAAAGUCUGCACACCCCUGUUAAAAUGGCAGGUUUUUGUGAUGUUAAAACCUUUUUGACCUUUAUUGUGAAAUUGCAAUAUAUUAAUAGCAAAUGAUAAACACAGAAUUGUUUUUGGGUGAAAAAAAUAGAAAAACAAAGAACUUCCAAUACCUAGCCUGCAUAAGUAUGCACACCCUUUUAUAACUGGGAAUGUGGUGUGUUCAUAAUCAACCAAUCACAUUCAAACUCAUGUUAAAUACUAAUUAGUAUACACCUGCCAUCAAUUAAAGUGACUGAUUACCCCCAAAUAAAGUACAGCUGUUCCUAUAGGAUUUUCCUGGCAUCUUCUUGGUAACGUCCAUCUGAAAAAGCCAUGGGCCGCAAAGAGAUUGCAAAGCAAGUACGGGAUCUCAUUGUUGAAAAAUAUCAGGAGAGGAUUACCAAAAAAUUUCCAAGGCGUUGGAUAUACCAUGGAACACUGUAAAGACAGUACUCAACAAGUGGAGAAAAUAUGGCACGACAGUGACACUUCAUAAAAUAAGACUUUCCUCUAAAAUUGAUGAGAAGAUCAGGAGAAAACUGGUUGGGGAGGCUGCCAAGAGGCCUACAACAACAUUUAAAAGAAUUUCAGCAAUUUCUUGCUGGUUGUUCCCUAAAUGUCACAACAAUCUCUUAAAUUCAUCAAUUUUGGUGCAAAACAUUCUUCUAAAACACUUAAGAUGAAGAGGAAUUUCACCUUUCAUCAUGACAACAACCUGAAGCAAACCCAAUUCAACAAAGGAAUGGCUUCACCAAAAUAAGUUUGGAAUGUCCCAGACCUAAAUUUAGUCCAGACCUAAAUCCAAUCAAAAAAUCUGUUAAAAUAUUGUUAAGUCAAGAUGUACCAAACUGAUUGACUCUUACCCAACAAGAUUGAAUGCUAUGAUAAAGUCUAAAGGUGUUUCAAAUAAGUAUUAGUUUAGGGGUGUGCACACUUAUGCAACCAUGUUAUUGUACAUUUAAAAAAAAAUUCCCCAAAAAUGAUACUUGUUUUUCAAUUUAAUUAAUAAGUUAAAAUUUCACAAUAAGUUUUAAGUUCUGUCAAAAUACACAUUUCAGUAAUUCCGGGAACCAUAACGGUCUCUAAUAAUCUGUGCAUCGUAAAGUAUUUUGUUCAAGUCAUCAAACCUAUUAUGUCAAACUGACAUUGCAAAAAUAAUUUCAUAGAUGUACUCCUCUUCAGACCCUUUAUCAGUUUGCUUUAGGUUUAGACAGUUAGAUUUUCCCAGUGUGGCUGCUUGAUUUUACUAAUAGUAUAGAAUGCCAAAGUGCAAAGAGAUGGUUUUGGUAGGGUUAUGAUGGGAAGAAGAAAGAAGACACAGGGGGCAUUUCUACUUUCGUAUUCCUAUAUCCUUGUAUUGAUUUUACACACACACACACACACACACACGGUGUCACGAUUCCUCCUUGAAGCAGCGUGCUCUAAGCGCGAAUGCGCGAGCACCUGCUUUUCCGUUGACUGUAAUGACAUCUGGACACGUGUGUUUUGUUUAUGUUUCUGUCAUGUCUCCUCCCUGUUCUGUCAUUGGCUGGGAUUUCACGUGGGUCUGAAUUGCUCUCAGCUGCUAGCGGUUUAGACGCUGAUCAUGUCCGCAUAUAUACCGCGCGCCUCCCAGCACACAACGAGGAAGAUUAAUACUUUAGAGUUAGUUUAGUUCGUAGUCGUGUUUAGAGUUAGUUCGCGCUGGAUUAUCCGCUUCCAGUCCCUCGUCAUAGUUCGUUUCUUGUUUUGUUUAUCGACCCUGUUUUCUGUGACCAUGACCUAGAUUCCUGCCUUGCCCCGUGUAUGCCUGUUUGCCAAUCGCCUGACCUCUUGCAUGUUUAUGGAUUACGUUUUGGAUCACGUUUUGGAUUUGUCUUCCUGUCUGUCUUUCAAAUAAACAACUGUUCAUCCUG